This is a messenger RNA of Tachysurus vachellii, 4909 nucleotides long. It is a transcript of the gene gpc1b, whose product is annotated as glypican 1b. Gene Ontology annotation, biological process: negative regulation of fibroblast growth factor receptor signaling pathway; cell migration; regulation of protein localization to membrane. Gene Ontology annotation, molecular function: fibroblast growth factor binding. Gene Ontology annotation, cellular component: synapse; extracellular region; plasma membrane. Bases 364 to 1992 code for a protein of 542 amino acids. The record is from RefSeq and is a predicted model, not a curated record. The transcript has 9 exons. Lineage: Eukaryota; Metazoa; Chordata; Actinopteri; Siluriformes; Bagridae.
CGCGAGCUCGAUGCCCCCGUGCUGCCGGUGACGGUGCGUUGUCUAAGCAUUUGUCCGGCCAGAGCGCGCAGGAGCAGCAUCACAGAGUCUGGAACGGACCAACAGCGUAUCAGUUUCCUUAUGCAGUUUCCGAUUUAAAAGGUUACUGAAGACCUGCCUAAUUAAAGAUACCGGACCGGGUGCGCACGUCUAGUCAAAUCACAGACACGGACUAAACGCAAGCGUAGGCGUUUUUUUUUUUCUUCUUUUUCUUUCCCCAGUGCCUCUCAGUUAGAAAGAGUACUUGAACGCGUGGACAUCUUACAAGAUUUUAGACAAAGCGCGUCAACCUGAUUGUGCUUGUAAUAGGAGCUGAAGAGCAGGAUGGAUGUGCGCUUAGUGCUCGUGCUGUGCGUCCUGGCCGGAGCGGUGAGCCCAGACAGCGCGAGCGGUAAAUCUCGGAGCUGCGCGGCUUUCCGACAAUUCUACAGCGCCAAGGGCUUCACCCUGCUCGGGGUUCCGAUGGCCCAAAUCUCCGGUGAGCACUUGCGAGUGUGUCAACAAGGCUAUACCUGCUGCACGAGUCAGAUAGAAGACAAUCUGUCCAACUUGAGCAGGAAAGAAUUUGAGGACCAGGUGAAAGAAUCUGGGCACACAUUACAAGUCACCCUCAACAGCCAGUACAAAAGCUUUGAUGGUUAUUUCCUAGAGCUGCUGAACCGUUCUGAAACUUCGCUCAGUGCCUCAUUGCAGUCCACCUUCGGUUUGCUCUUCUCCCAGAAUGCCCAGUUGUUCCGGGAUCUCUAUUCAGAUCUGCGGCACUACUACCGUGGCUCCAAAAUGAACCUGGAGGAGGCACUGAAUGACUUCUGGGCACGGCUGCUAGAGAGGUUGGUGCGAGGAUUGAAUAAGCGUUACAACAUGGGCGAAGAUUACCUGGAGUGUGUGGCGAAGCAAGCAGAGACGUUGCGUCCCUUUGGAGAAACAGUACGAGAGUUCAAACUCAAGGUCACACGCACCUUUGUGGCUGCCAGAUCAUUUGUUCAGGCGCUCGUCGUUGCUGGGGAGGUGGUGAGAAAAGUUUCUCAGGUUCCUCUCAGUGUAGAGUGUGUACAUGCCCUGAUGAAGCAGACCUACUGUCCUCAAUGUAAAGAUUUGGCCACUAAACCAUGUGUCCCAUACUGCAGAAACGUGAUGAAAGGCUGUCUCGCCAAUCAGGCAGACCUGGACACAGAGUGGAAAAACCUUGCAGAUGCUAUGCUAAUGGUGGCUGAUCGGUUGAGCAGACCCUACAGUGUGGAUGCAGCCAUAUUGUCUCUACCUAAACGCAUUGCUGAUGCCAUCAUUUACAUGCAGGACAACCUGAACACUUUCAACAACAAGGUGUUUCAGGCGUGUGGUUUUCCUCCAGAAAACCCCAUCCCAUAUGAGCCAAAUACGAGAUUUGAAAGCUUUGCAGAUGUGAGCAGCACUUCAGCAACAAGUGUUGAAAAACUGUUAGCAGAUAUAUCCCGCAAAAUCAGGAACAUGAUGCAGUACUGGAUUCAGUUGCCCACCAAACUGUGUGUGGACCGAGAGGCAAAAGGCAGCGAGGAGAACAAAUGCUGGAAUGGAAUGGCCAUAGAUAGGUAUCUCCCUGAGAUAAUUGGAGAUGGACUAGCCAACCAGAUCAACAACCCUGAGGUGGAGAUUGACAUCACUAAACCAGACAUGAUAAUACGACAACAGAUUAUGCAGCUCAAAAUCAUGACAAGCCGAAUGAAAAACGCCAUCAAUGGCAAGGACGUGGACUUCCAGGAUUCCAGUGAUGACAUCAGUGGCUCCGGAAGUGGAAUGUGCAACGAUGAUCCUUGUGUCCACAACCAGCAAAUUAUGGUUCGCAGCACACGCAGACCGAGAGUCUAUUCCAACGCUUCUGUGAACAAGAACGAGGCAAAAGGUGACGGAAGACGGAUCCUCCCUUGCACCGCCGUUUACCUGCUCUCGUUGGCCACAGUGCUGCUUAGGCGAUAAUUGUUGUUUCAGCCAAUCAGGACUCAGUAUGGGAUGGGAAUGGACUGAGGAGGGGUGGGGACAGAUACGUUGCCAAAAAUAAUAACAUAACAAGCAUAUGAAACUUACAACAAUAGCAAAAUGUGCAAAAUGAAUGGUCUUCUUUGUCACUACACACUUCUUUCAUUUCUGGUCUUUAUGUCUGUUUUGAAUACCUGCACUCCUAGAAAUUCUCUGGUGUGAGUGAAAUAUUGCGCAAUUUAAAAAAUGAUAAACGAUAAACGAUUCUAUAGGUAUGGAAUUAAUUAUAUAUUUCAAAGUCUGUGCUAUAAGAGUUGCGGAAAUAUCUUAUUCGUUCGCCUUUAAAAAUUUUAGAUAAUUUAUUUAUUACCGAAUUACUAUUCCCUCUAAUCCUGAAAUGUCUGGAAAUCAACAAAUAGGUCAAAAUCACAUGUUUAUCAAAAACAGAAAGGUUUAGACUUUAGACUACAAUAUUUAAACAUGGUCCUGCAAUAUUUUAUAUUAACACCAUUUUUCUCACAGGCAACCAUUUCUAUUUUCUCACGCUUUUCAUAAUCAUUGUUAUUAUUCUUUUUUUGGUUUCCAAUUGCAGCUUUACGGCUCGGGCUUGCAUAAAACACCUAUAUUUACCACAGUUCUGAAAAAAAAAAAAGCAAUGCAAAGAGCAAUAUUUUGGCGUUGAAGCUCACACACCAGCAGAAUAAAAAAAAGAAGACAAUAUUUUCGAGAAGUUUGAUCAGUUCACAGAAGCCGUAUGUGAAUCUGUAUGAUAGCGUUUUGAUCUUAUCAAAUUUCCCCAUUAUUGCUGAGUUUUUUUUUUUUUUUUUUUUUUGAACACUGCCCUGUUGUGUCCUUCAGUUAGACAACAAUUUGUUUAAAAAUGUUGACAGUGUUUAUGUGAUGCUCUCUACAACGUUAGUGAUCCUUAAUGAUCAUGGAAGUCUACCAAUGGCACUCUGUAGACAAAAUCUGUGUUGAGAAGGAGGUUGAGCAGUUUAGAUGGUGAAAUGUUUGUGGACAAGUAGAAACGUGUGUGUGUGUGUGUGUGAAAAGUUUGUCUGUCACGGUGAUAGAUAUUCAGAUGCAUGUGUUUGGGAUGUAACCAAAUAUGAAUUCAUUAUUUGGAAUGAACUGUGUAUUUGAAUCUGUUCUAAACAGGUAGCAGGAGCACUAUUGUGUGUGUGUGUGUGUGUGUGUGUGUGUGUGUGUGUGUUUAAUUUUGCCAGUAAUAUACGCACCUCAGUACUAGAGGUGUGUGUCAGGCCUGGGAUCCCAUAGGAUGCAACAAAAUAGUCAUAGAAGCAGGAAGUUUUUACUUUUAUCCUGGAGCAAGCGAGAAGUCAGAUGAAACUGUAGUAUAGAGUAUAGGAACAUGCAGCACAGCACAAUGCAUGUACGACAGCCUUAAUAACAGUGCUGCAGUGGCAUUAAGCUACUACGCUAAAAUUAAUAUAAGGAAAUUUGUUCAAAAUGAUCACAAACCGAUUUAAAGAAAACUAAUAACUGCACAGGCAGGUUUCAACAGUCACUAUAGUUAAGUUGGAUCUGUGUGUUUGUGAGUGUGUGUGAGAAUUUGACAGUGUGGGCAUGUGGACGUGAUGGCCCUAGGAUGUGUGUGUGUGUGUUUGUGUGUGUAUGAGAGAAUGUAUACAUUUCAAUGCUCAUCUUUCAGUGCAUGUGACAGACCUCCCCUGUCCUGGGAACAAGUAAUAAUGGCGCAGGGUGAUGACAUCACUACAAAACAAGCAGUGGAUGUGAUUGCGUUUGGCUUGUGCACACCGCAGUUAUUGAAGAUUGUAGUUGACGGAGUGUUCAGAACCAGUGCAUGCUGGGACAUCCCUUUUCUUCUCCAAUAGUCAUCUCUUGCCCUAGCCCUGACACAUUCCGAAAUGAAUGAAAGGUAAAAUGAGUAAAGGAAAAAUAAAUAUAAACAAAACAAACAAACAAAAAAAAAAGUACAUUUAUUUGCACAACUCUGUAUAGUAACUCUGUGUAGCUUUCAUUUCAGUUGCUCCGUUCCUUUCCUGACAUAAUAUUGCACUUUUUGUGACAUACAUGUUGACUCUUAACAUUGCAGCUGCAGUACGACUUGAUUGACGAUCUGUAGCAGAGCAUCAGUGAUAAAGCAGCUGAUUGAUUGGAAAGUAUAUAUUAACAAACCCUCCGUUAGAAAAAAAAAUGAGAUAGAAGCAAAGACAGGAUUUUAUCAGAUAGCAUUGUGGAUAAUACGAUCCAAAAUUUUGAGAAAGCUGUUGGUUAAAAGCAGUCAUAUGCAGAACAGUGAAUUUCUAAUCACGUUUCAGUGCUAACCCUCAUUUAUACGUGACAUUUGUACCAGAACACUGUACAUAUUCAGCCUGUAAACCACUAAAAUGAUAAAAUAACUGGGACGAGUAUCUUCUGGGAUACUUCACGCUAUCAACGAGGACUGAGGGAGACAGUAGCACACACUGGCACGCGUGGCAGAAUGAUGCCAUGGAUACUGGGCACAGGAAAAUGUAUACACUUUUUACAAAAAACAGGAUUACAUUAUUGCAUGUCAUGUAUUAAGAACAAUGAAGUCAAGUAAAGGGUUCAGCCAAUUCAGUUCACUAGUCUGUGAACGCCUGUUCUAACAACGUGGGCCCUAAAUAGCCACUUGUAUUGUUAAAUAUGGCUGACAUCAGUGAAGUGAAAUUUAAACUAGAAAAAAAAAUGCAAAUAUCUAUAAGAUGUUCUGAUAUAUGCUUUAUUGUUUUUGUGAUUCCAUUUCUCUACUUGUUUUUUUUUUUUUUUCAAUAAACACCAAUAGAGAGUCUGUGUUCAUGGAUGGAGUGUCAAAAAAAACAACAUUUGAUGCAAAUUUGUCAACUUGCUGUUUUAUGUUCCUGAAAAAAAGGAAGACUUGUCAAUUAUAUACAUCAUACGAUUUUAAAGA